AAGGAGCGGGGCGGAGGCACCCGUCAUCCCUCGGCGGCUCCGCGGCUGUCCAUUAUGGCACUGUGCCGUAGCUUCGCCCGGCUCCUCUGCAAGCAGGCGGACGCGGGGCUGCAGCUGACCAAGCAGGCGCACUCCGUGGCGUUAGUGGGAGCCCCGCUUUCCCGGGGGCAGAAACGACGGGGAGUGGAUCACGGCCCCGCGACUCUCCGCGCCGCGGGGCUGGUGGAGCGGUUGGCUGGGCUCGGAUGCCAAGUGUAUGACUUUGGAGAUCUGAAUUUCACUCAAGUUCCCAACGAUGAACUGUACAACAACCUGAUUCUAUACCCGCGGUCAGUGGGUUUAGCCAGCCAGGUGCUGGCUGAUACUGUGAGCAGAGCAGUAGCUGCUGGGCACAGCUGUGUGACUCUAGGAGGUGAUCACAGCUUGGCACUUGGUUCUGUCAGUGGCCAUGCACGCCAGUGCCCACACCUUGGUGUGAUCUGGGUGGAUGCACAUGCUGAUAUUAACACCCCUCUUACAACUCAGUCUGGAAGCCUCCAUGGACAACCUCUCUCUUUUCUCUUGAGAGAGCUUCAAGAUAAAGUACCACAACUUCCUGGCUUUUCCUGGCUAAAGCCCUGCCUUUCAGCUUCUGAUAUUGUGUACAUUGGUUUGAGGGAUGUGGAUCCUGCUGAAUACUAUAUUUUGAAGAACUAUGACAUCCAGUAUUUUUCCAUGAGGGACAUUGAUCGUCUUGGAAUUCAGAAAGUUAUGGAAAGAACAUUUGAACAACUUAUGGGCAGGAGACAGAGGCCAAUUCACCUGAGUUUUGACAUUGAUGCUUUUGAUCCCUCACUGGCUCCAGCAACUGGGACUCCUGUCUUAGGUGGAUUAACUUACAGAGAAGGCAUGUACCUCACGGAGGAAAUACACAACACAGGGAUGCUUUCAGCUGUAGACAUGGUUGAAGUCAAUCCACUGCUUGGAGCUUCUCCAGAGGAAGUGAAUGCAACUGCUAGUCUGGCAGUUGAUGUGAUAGCAACGUGCUUUGGCCAGACAAGGGAAGGAGCACACACAGCUUUUGAUGAACUCCCAACACCCAGUUCUCCAGAUGAAUCUGACAGUGAAGAGCAAGUGAGGAUUUAAGAACCCAAAGCAUUGGGUACAGUGGACAUUACAGAGCUCUGCUGAGGCACGGGAAUGGAUAGAUUGUCAACACUUGGCACAUACUGUUAACUUCUCAAUUUUCAAAUAAACUAGCUUUUCCACUGGUUGGUGGCUACUUUAUUACAUACCAAGAUUUAUUCAUUUAGUUAAGUAUAUGCAAAUUGAGACAAUAAAAUAUUUAUUACCUUCUUAUUGGUCUUA
Messenger RNA from Melopsittacus undulatus (budgerigar), 1347 nucleotides. RefSeq names its product arginase 2 (gene ARG2). Gene Ontology annotation, cellular component: mitochondrion; cytoplasm. The transcript has 8 exons. Lineage: Eukaryota; Metazoa; Chordata; Aves; Psittaciformes; Psittaculidae. Gene Ontology annotation, molecular function: arginase activity; manganese ion binding. Bases 55 to 1125 code for a protein of 356 amino acids. The record is from RefSeq and is a predicted model, not a curated record.